This is a messenger RNA of Plasmopara halstedii, 186 nucleotides long. RefSeq lists its product as uncharacterized. The transcript has 2 exons. Lineage: Eukaryota; Oomycota; Peronosporomycetes; Peronosporales; Peronosporaceae. The record is from RefSeq and is a predicted model, not a curated record. The coding region runs from base 1 to 186 and encodes 61 amino acids.
AUGCCUGUAAGUGUUGACUUUUCGCCCACAACCGAGAGCGAAACGAGCACCCGAACAUCAUUUCAUGAGCAUUUUCGGAUCCCACAAAGUACAAUUUUCCAGGAGAAACACCUGCGUUUGGAACAGCAGCUGCCUAAGAGUACCGCGUUUAAUCACGCACUGCGCGGGGGGAUUUACGUCAAAUGA